Molecule: messenger RNA, 2793 nt
Organism: Melanaphis sacchari
Lineage: Eukaryota; Metazoa; Arthropoda; Insecta; Hemiptera; Aphididae
Product: insulin-degrading enzyme-like
Exons: 21
Coding region: 1-2754 (917 amino acids)
Biological process (GO): peptide catabolic process
Cellular component (GO): cytosol; mitochondrion
Molecular function (GO): metal ion binding; metalloendopeptidase activity
Source: RefSeq, a predicted model, not a curated record
AUGAUUUUUAUGGGCACAAAAAAAUAUCCAGAGGAAAAUGAAUUUUCACAGUUCAUAACACAAAAUGGGGGAAAUUUUAGUGCAUACACAGCAUUGGAUCAUACUAACUAUUAUUGUUCCGCUAAGACAGAUUCAUUUGAACCAUUAUUAGACAGAUUUUCCAGACUUUUCUACGAACCAUUAUUCACUGUCAGUGCGGCCAAAAGAGAAAUCAAUUCUGUUAAUGCCGAACACGAAAAUAAUAAAACCAAUGACAGUAUGCGUUUGACUCAACUAAAAAGAAAUAUGGCUGACCCAGCCCAUCCAUUUAACAUGUUCCCAACAGGUACAAAGCAAACAUUAUGUAAUAUUCAAAUCGAAAAUGGUGACCAUUUUUGUGACAAAUUAUUAGAAUAUCAUUCAAAUUGGUACUCGUCAAAUUUAAUGUAUUUAGCUGUACUUGGAAAAGCGGAUUUAGACACUUUAGAGAAUAUGGUAUCGUCAUUUUUUAUGCAUAUUGAAAGGAAAGAUAUACUUUUGCAAGAAUGGACUGAUCCAAUUUAUAAAGAAGAACAACUUGCAACCAAGACUAUUGUAGUUCCAGUUGAAGAUAGCAAACAGUUAUAUAUUAACUUUCUUAUUAAAGACCAGGGACCACAUUAUAAAAGCAUGCCUGUUGCGUAUUUGAACUCAAUAUUAUGUCAUAAAGGUCCAAUGAGUAUUUCAGUUUUAUUAUCGAACAAAGGAUGGUCUUCUGGAAUUUCAGCUGGUAAGAUAUUUGAAGCUAGAGGCAUUGAGUACUACGAGAUUAAUAUGGAUUUGACAGAGUUAGGAUUGGAUUAUGUCGAUGAAAUAAUCAAGUUAAUAUUUAAGUAUGUGAAUAUGUUAAAACGUGAAGGCCCUCAAGAAUGGUUCUACUUAGAAUAUAAAUAUAUUAAUGAAAUGGAAUUUCAAUAUAAAGACAAAGAAGCAUCAUUAUCUUAUGUUUUUAUGCUUACUCCUCGGAUGAUAAGAUAUAAAUUGGAAGAUGUUUUAACAGCUGGAAAUUUAUUAGAAGAAUGGAAACCGGAUUUAAUAACAGAAUUGUUGUCUUAUUUUAGACCAGACAAUAUGAGAGUCACAGUUGUUUCCAAAACAUUUCAAAACCAGACUAAUGCAGAAGAUAAAUAUUAUGGGACACUGUUUAAAGUAUCUAAAAUUCCAGUGGAAACAAUUAAUUAUUGGCUUGAAGUUGAUGAUCUCGAUGAUUUUAAAAUGCCACAAAAGAACAGAUACAUUACAAACAAUUUUAGCCUAGUGACCUUUAAUGAUAGCCUUGAAUUUGAUACUCCACGGUUAUGUUAUAACACUUCGUUUCUAAAAUGCUGGUUAAAAAAAGAUACAAGAUUCAGGUUACCCAAAGUAUAUAUUUCAAUUGACUUCUUCAGUCCCAUCGUUGUGAAUGAUCCAUUCAAAUGUAAUAUUGUGGAUAUUUUUGUGAGAUUAUUUAAUCAAGAUUUUUCCAGUCGCCUAUAUGAUGCAAGUAGUGCUAGACUUCAAUUUCAAAUAAAAUCAAAAAUUUAUGGAUUCAGCAUUUUACUUAGCGGUUUCAAUCUCAAGAUUCAUAAAUUAUUGAAAAGGGUACUGGAAAGACUGAUGACGAUCAAUUUUAGUUCACAACAAAUUGAAUCUAUAAUAGAACAAAAAAUCCGGCAAUUGAAUAAUACUGAAAUGGAACAACCGUAUAACUGUGCAAUACGGUAUAAUGAUGUGAUUCUAACAGACGCCGCAUUGAGUCCAAGUCAAUUAUUAAUGUCUAUUAGUGAAAUUAACAAGGACAUCUUGCAAGACUUUAUGAAAAAGUUUUUUUCAAACAUGUUUAUGGAAUCAUUAAUUUAUGGUAACCUAGACAAACGCUGGGCAUGGAUCUUUGUUCAUGAAUUGAAAAGACCGUUUAUUAACAUUGAAUUUCGUCAACUAUUGCAACAAGAAAUGAUCAGACCAAGAGAAGUCAAAAUUAGCGAUGGUGAGAAUACAUUUUACGAAAUAACAACGAAAUUGCACAGCAGCUCGUGUGUUUUUGUUAAUCUGCAGUGCGGUAUUCAGAAUACAAAGGAUAACACGGUAGUUGGCCUGUUUUCGCAAAUCAUCGAAGACUCGUGUCAUAACAUUUUGCGUACACAGGAACAACUUGGAUACGUGGUAAUGUGCGUAAGUUAUAAAUCCAACGGAGUACUGUAUUUUGGUAUCAUUGUGCAGUCGGAUCAUAGUCCAAUGUUCAUUCACGAAAGAAUCGAACAUUACUUAAGCACCGUUGAGUCAAUAUUGAACAACCUUACCGAUGAAGAAUUCCUCAAGAACAAAGAGUCUCUGUCCGUAAAAAUAGUAGAGAAUCCAAUGGGUAUGAUGGCACAGGCUGCCACCUACUGGUCGGAGAUCACCAAUCAACACUACAAUUUUAACCGAGGGGAAAUCGAAAAAAAAAUGUUAACAUCGAUUACCAAAAAAGAUAUUUUAAAAUUUUACUACCAAAAAAUCAAUGUGGCCGGACCGAAAAGGCACAUGUUGUCUGUAUACGUCAGAUCUAUAAUGAACAAAAAUCCCGAAGAAUACAGUCAUUGCAGCGAUUCGUCAACGUCUAAUAAUUUAUUCAUACCCAGUAAUAUCCAGAAAAUUAUCGACAUAGACGAUUUCAAGAGAAGCCAUCAAUUGUAUCCGGCUCCGAGACGAUAUUUAACACAUGAUGAAUAUUCUGCACAUAAGUUUAACUGUUGUGCUAAAUGUAACAUACUAUAAAGUUCCGCGUUGAAAUACUUUUCUAUCAUCGUAUUGAAG